Molecule: messenger RNA, 1659 nt
Organism: Dicentrarchus labrax (European seabass)
Lineage: Eukaryota; Metazoa; Chordata; Actinopteri; Moronidae
Exons: 2
Coding region: 122-967 (281 amino acids)
Biological process (GO): G protein-coupled receptor signaling pathway
Cellular component (GO): membrane
Molecular function (GO): G protein-coupled receptor activity
Source: RefSeq, a predicted model, not a curated record
CACUCAUCCCAUCCCAGUCCGCAUGACAAAAAACAAAAAACAAAACAUGACUUUAAAAUGGGAGAGUUAGUCUGUUUCUGUGGCAGUUCGGGUUGGGCUGCGUCCAUUGCGCACUCCCAUCAUGCUCCUCUCGAUCAACACAACUCUCAUUCCCCUGUGCGUUGACUUUGAUGGUCCAGGGGACUAUUUCCUCUUUAUUUUUCAUAUCUUGGCCGGGGUUAGCACCGUGCUGGCGGCCGGCUCCGUGGCAUUAGGUAUCAGUAACACCCAUGCACUUUUAAGACAAAAUCGAUUCAUAUUUAUGCUCAACACAAGUAUCUGUGACACAAUGACCGGCGGUGGCAUUUUCUAUCAAUUUCUCUUUGAUGUGCGAGUGGGCUUCCCUUCUAAAAACGGGACUUAUUUCAUUUUACCGUCUCUUCUCGGAGUUAAUAUCAUGACCUUUCUAUUUGCCCAGUUUGAUCGAUAUUUUGCGGUGUGCCAUCCAUUCUUUUAUGAUCGUUUUAUCGACACAAGAGUGAUUGUUUGUGUCAACGUGUAUUGCUGGGUGCAUGUUUAUGGUAUGCUGAUGGUACAGCAUCUGGUGCCACUUUCAAAAGCCAUAGAGAUCGGAAUAUACAGCAGAAUCAGUCUGAUGCUGAUUAUUUUCACAAAAAUAACCAUGACGAUCAAGUUGCUCACAGUUGCGAGGUAUCAGCUCCGGCGAGAGCCGCCGGGCCCGGAGAGAGACAGCAAGAAGGAGUCACUGUUGAUCAUAGUGGUGGUGGUGGUGUUUUUUCAGCUGCUGUGGGGCCCAUCCAUACUCUAUACGAUCCUGUCUUCUCUGACGGGAAAAUAUUAUGUCAUGAAAAAUGACGCCGUUAACCCCAUGAAAAUUUUAUCCAGGAGCAACGCUCUGUUUACCCCCUCCAUCUACCUGUGGGCCAGCCCCUCACUCAGGACGGCCGUGUGGAAAACUGUGGAGUAAAAUCUUCUGCUGCAAACGACCCAGAAGGACUGGUAAGGUUGACGCAGGAUGAUUUGGAAGAUUUCACAGUAAUAAAGAGCUCAUCUUUCUGUCUGUUUGAGUGUUCAAACAAUUAGACUGCAGGUUUGUAAGAUAAGAUAAGAUAGACUUUAUUGAUCCCACUCUGGGGAAAUGUACUGUUCUCCUGUACAGCUCAGACCAUACAAGUCUAUAAAGUCAUACAAUCACAGUACUAAAACAAUAAAAUGUGCUCUGUUGUUGUACACUUUGCCAAACUAUUUGGAAUUGAACACAUUUUUCAGCUUCUGCGUUGCAGGAGUCAGUUGUGGGCGAAAAGAAUGAAUUCAUUUCUUUGUGAAAGUAAGCGCACAAGGAAUUUCUUGCUAAUUUCUUAAGGUUUUUAUUUGUAAAAUGCAGUCUUAAUGACACAGUUAAUGUGAUUUCUUAUAUUUAAUUCAUGAUGUGUAACACAUACAUUAUUUAUUGUGGGUUUGCUGUAAAUUCUAUUUGUUGUUAUUAGUUUUUUCUUGUAUGUAUUUGCAUUGUGUUUGAAAUAAAAAUCCAAUCUAUUCUAACAAACCGGUCUCCCUGUUAAAUAGGUAAGUUGAGUUCAAUUUCCAAACCUAAAUUGAAGCAGGAGCAGUGCACAUCAGCCCUCCGUCUGAAUUCAUUCAUCAGUCUGAUCUAAAGAC